UAUAAAUAACAAUCAAUAAAAGAAUUUACAUAGAGGACAACGAGUUAGUCUAACGGGGGAUUUCAAAGAGGAUGGUGUAUCGAACAGUAGAUCCAUGCUUUUAAACAACAAUAUACAUUUUCUUCGAUUAAUUAACAAUCAUUUGAGGAUGUAUAAAUCAACUAUUGAUGACAUUUUAAAAACGCAUCUGCCAGAUGAGGUUUUACCAGAAAUUAAUCGUCUUUUGUAUGGCCGUCAAAUAAAAAAGUUAGAUUUACCAGAAUGGGAAAAAAGUAACAAUUUAGAAAGACAAGGUUGGAUAUUAGAUAGUAUUGUUGAAGAACAAUUACGUCCUAAACGCAUUGUCCGUGUAGGAUUAAUUCAACAUUCAAUUGUUCUACCAACAACAGAUCCAGUAGAAAAUCAAAGGAAUGCGAUACAUAAUAAAAUAAAAGAAUAUAUUGAUUAUGCAGCUACUUGCAAAGUUAAUAUAAUUUGUCUACAAGAAGCUUGGACUAUGCCAUUCGCUUUCUGUACAAGAGAAAAAUAUCCAUGGUGUGAGUUCGCCGAAGAUGCUAAAAAUGGUCCAUCAAGUUUAUUAUUAUCAAAAUUAGCAAAAGAACAUAAUAUGAUUAUUAUUUCUCCAAUUUUGGAAAGGGAUAGUGUUAAUGGAGAUACUUUAUGGAAUACAUCUGUUAUUAUUAAUGUUGAUGGUAAAAUUAUUGGUAAACACAGAAAAAAUCAUAUACCUCGUGUUGGAGAUUUCAAUGAAUCUACUUAUUAUAUGGAGGGAAAUACAGGACAUCCUGUUUUUGAUACUUGUUACGGGCGUAUUGCUGUUAAUAUUUGUUAUGGGCGUCAUCAUCCUUUAAACUGGCUUAUGUUUGGAUUAAAAGGAGCAGAAGUUGUCUUUAAUCCAUCGGCCACUGUUGGUAAUUUAUCUGAACCUUUAUGGCCUAUAGAAGCAAGAUGUGCUGCAAUUGCUAAUAACUAUUUUACGUGUGCCAUCAAUAGGGUUGGGACUGAAAUAUUUCCUAAUAAAUUUACAUCGGGUGAUGGAAAACCAUCUCAUUAUGAUUUAGGACACUUUUAUGGCUCUUCCUAUAUUACUGCGCCUGACGGAACACGUACUCCAGGUUUAAGUAGAUCUAAUGAUGGAUUACUUAUUGCAGAUUUGGAUCUCAAUCUCUGCAGACAAGCAAAAGAUUUGUGGGGAUUUAGAAUGACCCAACGGCUAGACAUGUAUGCUAAUGAACUCGAUAAAAUUGUUCAACAUAAUUAAAUAUUGGUAUUGUAUGAAUUUAAUUUUUCACUUUAUUAAUCUAUGUAUAUUUUAAAUAAAAUAUAAAAACCAGUAAAGUAUAUAUUUAAGCUAAAAAGCUUAAAUAUAUAAAGCAUUUAAAUAUA
Messenger RNA from Polistes canadensis, 1386 nucleotides. RefSeq names its product beta-ureidopropionase (gene pyd3). Lineage: Eukaryota; Metazoa; Arthropoda; Insecta; Hymenoptera; Vespidae. The record is from RefSeq and is a predicted model, not a curated record. Gene Ontology annotation, molecular function: beta-ureidopropionase activity. The transcript is spliced from 6 exons. The coding region runs from base 95 to 1261 and encodes 388 amino acids.